GAACCAGAGACAGUGCGGAGCGUAUAAAGAAAGGGAAGUAAAGAAUGGCAAACCCUAGGCGAAAUUCGUACUCAACCAGCCAAAGCUCGGACAUCAAUUCAUUCCAGUUUCAGACCCAAAGCUCGUCUUCACUCUCAUCUUUGAAACACUUGUUGAAAAAGCCCCAUGCAAUCCCAUUUCUUCUAUUGUUUCUGCUCUUCCUGACAUGGGUCUCUCUCAGAUUGCAGUAUUCUUCUUCUUCUGGUGUUCGGCGCGACCAAUUGGGCCUAGAUGGUCCUGGCGAUGAGGAUUCUAAGGCCAAUCUUGUCCGAUUCAAAUCUGGGUUACCCUCACCUAUUGUCAAGGACAAACGCGGCUGGCUGCUCGAUCCCGUCUCCCCCUUGCGCUUCACAUAUUUUCUUGCAGGGGGGGCAGUGUCUUGCUCACAAGUACACGUUGGUGAAAUUGGACAUGGUGGUAUGAGGGGAAAUCACCGACACUAUGCUUGUAACGAAACAUUUGUCAUUUGGGGGGCAAGGACAAAAUUCAGGUCGGAAAAUAAGAUGGUUGAUAGAGGUUAUGCCGAAGUGACAAUCGAGGAAGACGAAGUUGUUGUUGCAGCUAGCCCCAGUGGAACUGCCCAUGCUCUUGUAAACGUCGAUGCUUUGCGCAGCACAUUCUUUUUGGGUUGCCAAGAUGGUAUGGUGAACACUAAUAGCUCGAAUACUGAUUUUAAUGUGUGGAAAGAUCUUUAACUGUUGCUUUACUCCCUAUUUACCUUCUUUCAACGGAAUUCAUAUUAUUUUUUCCCAGUACAUAACAUGUAUGUAUUUCACCACAUGUUUGUUUAGUUCA
Molecule: messenger RNA, 834 nt
Organism: Hibiscus syriacus
Lineage: Eukaryota; Viridiplantae; Streptophyta; Magnoliopsida; Malvales; Malvaceae
Exons: 3
Coding region: 45-734 (229 amino acids)
Cellular component (GO): trans-Golgi network; endosome
Source: RefSeq, a predicted model, not a curated record